UCAUUCCUUUUCUUACCAAGAGCUGUCUCCAGCUGUGAAACGCAAUGCUAAUGCUAACUGUAUCACUCUUCUUCUUGUUAGCAUGCUAACUAGCAGCUAGCACCGGUGCGACUGACCUGUUGGGUCAAUCUGUAAGGUUCCCGGGUAGCGCCCAUCAACACCAUGCUAAUGGCAUCCAGGUUCAGGCAGCACAUACAACAUACAUGUAGCACCUUUUAAAGCUUAAUCCAUGUUUACCACUGUGUGAAUGUCAGAUACAAUUUACUCUGUUGCUAUAUUUAAUCAUAUUUUGAUGACAAUAUGAACGACUGGAAAUACACUAAUGAGCCGAGGAGAUGGGGGUUGGUUCAGAAGUGGUUUGAAUAUUUACUUUGGCUGUCUUCUGAUUUUUAUUUUUUUUUCAUUAGGAAAUAGGUUCACAAUGGGAAUUCAUCGUAACUACUGUGAAUCCAAAGUGGCAGCUGCUGUUGUCCUCUGCAAAGGAGCUAUUUACGUGCCACCUUUCAAGCUACAGGAUGAUUGACAGCCAGCUAUCAGCACAGAGGAGGGCGAUGAUGAGGAACAUCCCUGAUGAAGACCAAGGCCUGCAGAAGACCAGCACCUACAUCGUGCCCUGCUUCCUCUUAGUGGAGCUGGUCAUCAUGGCAGGGACCGUUCUAUUGGCGUACUACUUCGAGUACACGGACACGUUCCCCGUGCACGUCCAGGGCUUCUUCUGUUUCGACAAAGCCUACUCCAAGCCGUUCCCGGGACCAGAGGACAACAGCAAGGCGCCACCCGUCCUGGUGUACUCCCUGGUCACUGCCAUCCCCACAGUGACGAUCCUGAUCGGGGAAGUGACCAGUUUCUUUGUGAAGACAGAGGGAGCUCAGGAGAAAACCAUAGUGACCGCCGACUGCUGUUAUUUCAACCCUCUCCUCCGCAGGAUCGUACGCUUUCUAGGUGUCUACUCCUUCGGCCUCUUCACCACCACCAUCUUUGCCAACGCCGGUCAAGUGGUGACAGGAAACCAGACCCCUCAUUUCCUGUCUGCCUGCAGGCCUAACUACACGGCUCUGGGGUGCCAGUCUCCGCUGCAGUACAUCGCCGAGCGCCGAGCCUGCACGGGAAACCCGUACUUGGUGGCGUCCGCCCGCAAAUCCUUCCCCUCCAAAGACGCAGCUCUCAGCUUUUACUCAGCCAUCUACACAGUGAUGUACGUGACCCUGGUGUUCCGGACCAAAGGCACCCGUCUGACCAAGCCCACCCUCUGCCUGGUGCUGCUGUCUCUGGCCGUGCUGGUGGGGGUGGUGAGGGUGACUGAACACAGAAACCACUGGAACGAUGUCGUGGCCGGGUUUAUUACCGGAGGGGCCAUUGCUGCCUUCCUGGUGUCAUGUGUGAUCAACAAUUUCCAGCAAACCCAGAUAGGAACGCCGACUCCUCCACCUCCGCAGCGCCCCCUAGAGCCCUGUGUCGGGCUCCCUCUGCUCAGCCUGCCCCGCGUGGAGAGUCCACUCGAAAAGUUAAGUGGCCUCCAGGUAAGGGGUGGGUGACAGAUCGUUGAUAAAAUAAUCAAACAGAUCAACAGAAUGCAAUAAACUUAUAGUGUAUUUCUUUAAAUUGGGAGGGUUUGUCAACACAAAUACUACCUCCACCAAAGAAAUUACAUUUUGGUGCAGAUCACAAUCGGGGGCUUUCUUUAACAUUGUGUUUUUCUUUCUUUCAAAUCUUAUCUAUGAGUUUGUGAAGCUCAGUGAAGAUUGAUUGGGCUUAAGGGGACUGUUGGGCCUUGGGUGGAGGUUUGAUCCCCACUCAGUGCCAUAUAGUAUUUAAAUAUGUUAGGAGAGAGUUUUGAUACUUAUCUCCUCCCGUUUAACCUCUAUUGUUUCAUUACAUCUCUGUGAUUCUUACAUGCUUCUUCCUGUAUGAUUCCUCUGUUGAGUGCACCCUUUCUCUUUUCUAGAAGUGGUCAUUCUCCAUUCUUGUCUCUUGCUAUUUUAGUCAAGUUUAUCUUCCCUGUUGCCUCAGGUUUUACCUCCCUGUUGUUUUCUACUCCCUCGCUCUCUACGUCACCUGAACCUCCGUUUCUCCUUUCCCUCCUGUUAGGCUCCAGGGCUACCGUAUUCUGAGAUCACAUGACCAUCAGCCAAUCCCAUCCCCCACCCCUCCCGAUGUGCUCCUCCCCUCACGGCGUUGCCUCACCAGCGCAGUCUAGACCUACCCUCUGAAAGUCCCCAGCCCUGCCCCGCCCACCCCAAAGGACGACAUCCUCUCCGUCGAAUCAAAUCAACGCAGGUGUGAAAGGCCGACCAAUCACAGGGAGGAGGACAGCGCACACUUUCACAUGGCGAGUCUGGAGGAGAACCUGUCAUUUUGAAGACCAAUAUGAUACAGAGACCUGUCCUUCUGUCCAGUCUAUCCUCUGAGAUGGCCUCUGGGUGUAAAGACCCUUUAUGAGACUUGCCAAGGCCAGAGGUGUUGAAGCAAUACUGUGUCACACUCCCUUGUCCUGUCUUUCCACAAAGACUCGACAGUAACUUUAAAGACUGUUGGCUGAUGAUGACUUGAUAAACACACCAAUAAAAAAUAAACUGAGGGUUUGGGGACGGAAGAAUAUCCCAAUCACUACCGGAUCGUCCUCAAAAGACCACAUUCUGACACUCAGGACAAUCAAAUGGAAAAAAAAGACCUCUCAUCCAAUCAAAAAGCAGCCCCCACUGAGAAUUACGAUACAGAAGAUUUUUUUCUGUCACAAAGGACUCACAAGAGAUGCUGUUGAAGAGGAAAGCGCUUUUGUAAAUUAUAGGACAGAUGAACCAGUUUAACGUUCAGUCAUAAGUGUUGUUUCUUUACCUGUUUAGGGGAGAAUAUCGGUUCGAUCUCUUGCUGUACAUUGUGUGAAGUGAUAGACGGGAGAUUUACACACACGAGAGCUGUGUUUGUGAUUCACGUAGACUGCACGUAAAGAUGGACGACGCGUCUCCAUGUCCUCCCGCUAUCCAGAAAGGAACCUGAAAAAUCCUGGAUACAAAACGGCUCCAUAGAUCCGCAUGAAGAACUCCUUACAAUGACAGGAACCAUGUUUGAAAAAAUGAUAUCUGAAGUUUACUUUUUAGAGAGGAGGCAUUCAAGGACUCAGUGAAAUGUAGGGGGUGGGCCUGUUUCUGUGCAGACAUCAAUUGAACAAUAAAAAACAGUAAAUAGACCUAUACAAUACAACAAUAAAAAAUAUUUUUGGAUAGAAUUAUAUGUAUACAAUUACAAAUCUUAAAUACAUUUCCAAAAGCAGUACACACAGUUUACCUGGUGUUCAAAUGAAUGACACAUACUGCAGCCAGCCACCAGGUGGAGAUCAAGGCUUCAAUUAAGGGCAGCUGUCAUAUCGUCCAUCUUUAUAUACAAUCUACACUGAAACCAUGUUUGUGUUGGAGCGUCAGUUGACUCAUCCCUGUAGAGAAAGGAACUGGAUUUAAACCAACCUUCCAAACAUUUUAACUACUUAAUAUUCAGGUGUCUGUGUGCGCGGGUGUGUGUGUAUGUGUGUGUUUGUGUGUGUGUGUGUGUUAUGACGUGUAUGUUCUACAUCCAUGCUGUGAAAUAUUUUUGAAAAGUUUUAUUAUAAAGUUUUAUACAAAUUCUUUGUCAGUGUCCCAUAUAAUCCACCAUCCGCUUUGUCCCUUACACCCUCUCAUGCUUGGUCUUCGUUUUUUAAUUUCAAAUAACUUUUAUCUAAAUACAUGACACACAACAUGUUACCAAAACAAAUGUGUUAUAAAAUUAUUGUUUUGUAAUUUUUCCUAUCUGCCAUCAUUUCCUCACACCUACAAUGAAUCCAAUGGCGCAGACCAUGUGUGUGACACCAGGCUAAGAUCUCUUGACUUUUGUAUAGUUUUGUACAGUGAAUAGGUUUCUCAACACAGUAUAUACCACAUUGUCAUUAUGUUUCAAGUGUGAGAACAGUGAGACGCAACCCGAGACUGUCCUGCAGGAACACGAGCAGUAGCCUGAUCUGAAGCAGGAAUGUAGCGCAGUGGAGAAGUGUGUGAAAUCCUGAUGUGUGUGUGUUGGUGGCUGACAACUUGCUUUGGUUCUGCUCAGUUCAACAGGAAAGACAGGCUGCCAGUGGGAGAGUGUGCAGUGGCUUAUAUACAGAAGACAUAGGGUUCUAUUAAGCAUGUGUGAGUGUGUGUGAGUGUGUAUGCUUACUGGUGUGUGUAUGAUGAUUCUACAUUGUACGGCAGCGUAACUGUUAAUUUGGUUUUCUUAAGUGAAACAGUCAAAAGUAGCUGCUAUAAUUCCACACAUGUGUUAGUGUAUAAGUGCAGGCCUUCAAAGGACCCCCUGCUGAGGCGUCCCUACUAUGCCUGUUAUAGCAGAAGGUGCUCAUUAUAGCUUUGAGAUUAGCCACAGUAACACAACAUCUUCUUUUUUUGUAAACAACCGAAGGGAUAGAGAACACCCACGUUAAUAUGUCUUUGUUUUGUAUUUAUUUAACAAAAUAAAUGGCAAUUACCACAC
Pleuronectes platessa (European plaice) is the source of this 4500-nucleotide messenger RNA. RefSeq names its product phospholipid phosphatase related 2b (gene plppr2b). Gene Ontology annotation, biological process: phospholipid dephosphorylation; phospholipid metabolic process; signal transduction. The record is from RefSeq and is a predicted model, not a curated record. The coding region runs from base 516 to 1535 and encodes 339 amino acids. NCBI's taxonomy places the organism in Eukaryota, Metazoa, Chordata, Actinopteri, Pleuronectiformes, Pleuronectidae. Gene Ontology annotation, molecular function: phosphatidate phosphatase activity. The transcript is spliced from 7 exons.